Messenger RNA from Paramecium primaurelia, 2974 nucleotides. The record is from the annotation of a GenBank genome assembly. Lineage: Eukaryota; Ciliophora; Oligohymenophorea; Peniculida; Parameciidae.
AUGUCAGAAAUAACUUCGAAUUAACCUCAGCUUGAGUCUCAAUUCCUUUAUGAAUUAGUAAAUCAGCAACAACCAUAAUCGAAUGUCCAAAAUCAACAAUCUCAACAUGCAAAUAUUGAUCCACCUAUUAAAUUAACACAUGAUCAAUUAUAAUAAACUAACAAUCUUGAUCAUAUAAUAUAAUUACUUAUCUAAGAAGACAAUUAAGAUCCCUAAGAUUAAAAUCAUCAUUCAUCUCCAUAACCAAUUCAAAAUUAAGAACAUUAACAACCAGAAGACUUAAUCCUAUCUCAUAGAUAAGAUAUCAAUUCUUAAGUCAUUUUGGCUGCAUUAGAAAGUAAUGAUGAAGAUAAAAAAAGUUAAGAAGCAGAUUGCAAAUUACUCUAUAAAAAAUAAAGAUAAACUUCUAUUAUUAUUGAUGAUGAUGAUAUUUAAGAUGACCUAACUAAUUCUAAAAAGACAACUAAGAAUGAAAAAAAUAAUGUUCCUCCUCCUUAAUAAGAUCCUUUACCAAUUACAUAGAAUGUAUCAGAAAAAUAAGAAGUUGUCUUACCUCCACCUUCUUAGAGAUCAUCAGAAGAUGUACCAUAACUUGAAAUCUAGAAACCCUUUGAAGACAAACCAUCUACACUUGAACACAUAACAAAACCUGAACCUGCAUUGAAGAAAUAAUAAAAAGAGUUUUUCUCAUUUACACAACCAAUAACAACAACAACUUCAUCCUAAAAAAAGAAUAAGAAUCCUAUUGUUAUUGAUUCUGAUGAUGAAUUACCAUAACCACAAACUUCAAAUAUUAGCAUUUUAAAAUAAAAGAUCGAAGACACUACUCCUUCUUCAUUUUUCAGAAAAAAAACUACUGAAAACUAACCACCUAUUGAAAUAGGAGAAAAUGACAAUUUUUAAUCUAAUCAAAUAGAUAAAUAACAAAAAAUAACUUAAUUAUUAUAACAACCUAUUCCUCCUCCAUAAAAUAAACCAUUAAAUUAAUAACAGAGAAAACAUUAAGCCUUAUUGGAAGAAAUAGUUUAAGAAGAUGAUGGUAUAGUAUAGGAUAUAGAAAAUCAAGAUUGGACUCUAUUUACUCAAUUAAAUAAUAUGAUAGCUCCUAAGUUUUCAGGGUAAUUUAGAAUGUUGGAAUAUAAAGACAAUACACAAGAUAUGAUAAGACUCUUGUUCGGAGAAACUAGAUUCAAAGAACUAAUGAAAACUUGUCAAACUAAUGAAUCUGAAUUCUGGUUAUAUUUGGGAACCAAAUUAAUCAUGGGUUAUAUGAGAUUGCCAGAUAUUAAUGAGUAUUUCUAUGGAGAAGAUUGGAUUGCAGGUGGUGGUAUUAAAUCUAUAAUAACAUAAUAAUAAUUUGAAGAUAUUGAUUAGAGAGUGGAAAUUAUAUAACCAAAAUUAUAGACAGAAUCUUAAUUAGCAGUUAAAUUGGAAUUCAAUGCUUAAACUUUCUUUAGAUAAGAAUAUCUACCUUAAUUUACAUAGGAAUUAAAUGAUAGAUUUAAGAAAUUGAUAUUGCCAGGUUAGGAACUAUUCUUAAUAUCAAAUUUUUAUACUCUCAUUUAUUCAACAAAAAUACAAUGGUAUCAAUUAAUAGAUAAAGAAUCUGGAAUAAUUUUGUAAUAAUUUUUUUGGGCAACUCCAAUGAAUAAGACAUUAGAUCUGAAUAAUCAUAGAGAUUUGUAAAAACGAUUAAGAAUGAUGUUUGAACCUUAUCAUCUUGGAAGACACAUUGUUUAUAGUUAAGGAUUACUCAAUGCUGAAUCAGUCUUACAAUUAUACUAAUAGAAAAUAUUUGUUUGCACUGAUCUUAUGUAACAUUCAUUAUUACCACAUCCACCUACAGGAGAUCAAUAAGUAUUUUAUUCUUCUAAAAAUAAAGAACCUAUUUAUUUAUGUUAUAAAAAUUAACAAUGGAGUACUUGUGUUUCAAUACAAUCCUUAUAAUAAAGAAAUUAAUAUUUAUAAGAAUUGUCCCAAAUGUAAUUUGCUGAAGAGAAAAUAGCUAUCUAACCAUCUGAACCUGAAAAUACUUCAAUCAAUUCAACUUAAAAAAUCAUAUUUAUUUUUGUUAUCGAAUCCAUCUUACAUAACAUUAGAAUCCUAAAAAAAUAAGAAAUUAAGUCUUUCAAAACUGAAUUAGCUCUAUAAUUAAUUAACAAAAUUAUUGAUUAUAAGAAUCCUAAACCUUUAUUAAGAAAAGAUGGUUCACUUUAAGUUGAUAGAUCUUGUCAAACAGAUUAAACAGUUGGUAUAGUUAAUGAUCAAUUAUAUCAUUGUCCAAUACAUAACGGAAAUGCAAGAUGUUAAGUGUGUUUGAGUAAGAGUAUAUUAUCCAAAACUACUGCUUCAUGUUUAGGAUGUAAUAAAGUUUUAGGUACAAAUAUAUUUCUUUGCAUUUAUCCUUGUUUUCGAUUGUUUCAUCUCAAUCCUAAACUAUAUCUAAAAGAAGGUAUGUACUAUUAAAUUGUUUGUGGAUAUGAUUAAUAUGAUUAAGAUUAAGAAGAUGAAGAAGUCGAUUAACAAUUUCUAGAUGCUAAUUUGAGAUUUAAACCAGAUACUUCAGAAUUAGAUUCUAUUUAUGCUAAAUCAUAUUAGGAUUUCAAGAAUAUGAUACCUAUUAAUUAUGAAGAUAAUUAUCAUAAGAAAACUACAAUUGUUGUUAUAUAAAGAGAAAAAGGUGGAAAUCGUAGAGGAGGUGGUAGAACCAAAGCAUCUAGAUAGUAAUAAUAAUCAAUAUAAAAUUAAGGUGCAUAAGGUAAUAAUUUUUAAUUUAAUUUUAUUAGCUGAAUAAGGUAAUUAGGGUGAUACUUAAGAUACACCAAAAAAAGUAAGAAAAUAGAAUAAGAAAUCAAUUAAUACACCACAAUAAUAAGGAUAAACUGAAAAAGAGACCGAUUAAGCUAGUAAUGCAAUGUUUGACUUUUUCAGUUAAGUGAGAAAAUAGGCUUAUAAGAAAUAAUCAUAAUCAUGA